UGCAGGACGGCUUCAGUUGUCCACUAACAGCUUUCCAACAGCUAUCAUGCAACUGAUGCAUCUGGCAGUUGCAAUCAUACUUGGAGCUGUGAUACCUCAGAUAUCCAGCUUCAGCAUUUCAUCUCCACCUUCUGACUGUCUGGCUGCUGUGGACACCUGCAUGUCAAAUCUAUGCAAGUGGAGUGAAGAGGCAUUUUACGGCAGCAUCUGUGAGGAUGAAGGGUGCCAAAUAAAAGGCUCAGAGGUCUGUAACUUGACCUUCCAGACUGUACUGGACCAAUUUCCCUCUCUGCACGGGUGUGCAUGUGCCUGGGAGGAGGAGCUUUGUGACUCUAUACAAGCGCUGGCCAUACAAUGCCACCAAAAGCCAGCAGCUCAGAGGAGGAGGAGCACAGUGAUGGACUGGCAGUCAAGCAGUUUAAUAGGCUAUGUACACAAUGGUUCUGCAUCGUGCUUGGACAAAAUGGCAGUUUGUGUCAGUGAUCCAGUUUGCAACAGGUACCUAGCACCUGUCCUUAAGGCAUGCACGGAACAACAGUGUGACCGCGACCUCUGUCAGCAAGUGACUCAUCAGUUCUACGGCAGCAUGCCGCACAAUGUCGCAGAGAUGAUGGUCAUGUGUGAGUGUGAGGCUUUAGAUCAGAGCUGUCUGGAUAUGAAAACUGCUCUGCAUACAGGCACAUGUGGACCACAGACCAGAAUCUGCCAGGAUACAGUUAACCAGUGUGUUGAGGACAGUCACUGCAGAGACCUGUUAAAAACUUUCCGAGCCAAAUGCUGGAGCCCUGAAGAAGCACAAUGCAGCCACAGUGACCUCCAAAAUGAUGAAUGUAUCACACAGAUGGAUUCAGCUCUCAUCCUUGGUGCAGAUCCUGAAUGUAAAAUUGCCUUCUUGGCCACUUUGGGCACAGCACUUCACUAUCCUUGUGCAUGCGAGGGAACACGCAAUAAUGAUCUACUGACGUGCAACAUGAUUCAUGAUGUGUUUCAUAAUAGAUCACGCUUCAUUAAAUCUUGGAAAAGCAGCAGUGGUCCUACUAAACCUCCUGAAAUUGAUGAACCUGAGCAAGUUCAUACAUGGUCACAUGAUUAUCUACUGUAUGCUUUUGCAACUGUGCUACUUGUUGGAGUUGUUACAUUAAUGCCUCUGGCUGUUGUCAUUAAAAUAUGGAUGUUGAGAAGAGACAAAACAAAAUUUCACCAUCCGCAGAAAAGCAAUUGUGUUAUUCCCUGAUGUUUAUUCAUCUGUUAAAUGUUUGUCUUGAAAAUCAUACUUUUUAAAAAUUUCCAAUGUUUUUAUGUUAUUUAUUUUUUCCCACAAUGUUGAUAAGAAUAUAUAUAAAGAAUUAUCCGCAUAUACUUCAUUAUGGCAGCAUCAGAGGUGUCAAAAGUAUUCAC
Molecule: messenger RNA, 1398 nt
Organism: Perca fluviatilis (European perch)
Lineage: Eukaryota; Metazoa; Chordata; Actinopteri; Perciformes; Percidae
Gene: gfral
Product: GDNF family receptor alpha like
Exons: 9
Coding region: 47-1234 (395 amino acids)
Biological process (GO): nervous system development
Cellular component (GO): external side of plasma membrane; signaling receptor complex
Molecular function (GO): signaling receptor activity
Source: RefSeq, a predicted model, not a curated record